Cimex lectularius (bed bug) is the source of this 1295-nucleotide messenger RNA. RefSeq lists its product as uncharacterized. The record is from RefSeq and is a predicted model, not a curated record. Gene Ontology annotation, cellular component: nucleus. NCBI's taxonomy places the organism in Eukaryota, Metazoa, Arthropoda, Insecta, Hemiptera, Cimicidae. Bases 1 to 1146 code for a protein of 381 amino acids. Gene Ontology annotation, molecular function: RNA polymerase II cis-regulatory region sequence-specific DNA binding; DNA-binding transcription factor activity. The transcript has 7 exons. Gene Ontology annotation, biological process: regulation of transcription by RNA polymerase II.
AUGCAGCAUGAAGAGUACCUUUCUCCUGCGCGUCUCCAUAUGAAAUUACGACAAACUGACGAUUUGAGGCCAACUCUCACAUCAUCAGUAAAGAGAAUCUCCUCCCAAUGUCCACCUCACAUUUUCCUGCCAUUUUCUCAGCUGUGGCAAGAAGAGGUCCAAAAUCAGUCAAAAUCAAAGACUCACUCUAGGCAGUCAAAAUCAAAGACUCACCCCAGGCAGUCUAAACCAGAGACUCACUCCAAGGCCGUCAAGACCAAGGACGGUCGACUCCAGGAGUGGGUCCGGAAGAGAAGCAGCCACACUCUGUCUGGGAUUCAACAAAAGGGCUCAGCCAGCCAGAGCCAGCGAGGACCAGCGUUUGCGACCCAUCGAGCCAAGUCAACGGUCGAGAGAAAAGAUGCUGUGGACACUAAUCGUGGCGAGCGUCGUUUGGGUUAUUACGCUAGCGGAGCUGCGUUUGCGAGUUCGAGGAGCAUCGUAGUACCGCCUCUGAAAAGACCUAGGCUUCAUGUUUCUUCCAGUCCUGGAGGUGGGACCAGAUCUCAGUCACAGUCAAGCCUUAACAGCGCCACCAACGGAAAUCUACAUCAAAAACAUCAGAAGGAGAAAACUUCAAGCCCCCCUCCGCAAGUCAAAACAUACAGCAAUCCUGAUAUUCUUAUCUGCGGCAAUUGUAGGGAAAUGUUCUCAGAACUUGCCGAGCUGUUAGAACAUAAAAAGGAAUUCUGUAAGCUGAGAUUCACCUGCAAAUGUAGCACUCUAAACGGAUCCUUGAAAGAUGUUGAAGAAGGAGUGGCUCUAACAUGCGUGCAGUGCAAAGAAAGGUACGAAUCUGCUUGGGACCUCAUGGUACACGUUCAGGCAGCACACAUGCUCAACAUUUACGAGCUGUCGGCUAAGAACAACGUCGAGGACAGGUUAACUCCACCACCAAAUGGUGACAUUCAGAAGAACGGCCAGACUAAGGUCAGCGAUGAAGAGAUGGAAACGAAAGAUCACGCAUCGGACGAAGAUACCCACUCGGAUACAGCUGGACCUUGUAUCGUGGGAGCUUUGAGCAUUGAGCCCAAUGUUGAUGGAGGGAUUGGAGCACAAGUCGAAAUAAAGAGUCUCACGAAUGGUUCCAUCAAGGCAUCCGAGUGAACGGACUAUAACAUGAUUAUUAUAAUAAUUACUGUUGUUAUUAUUAUUAUUUCGUUACUAUUACUUUGUUGUUAUAACCGUCUAGUUUUAUUAAAAUACCAUUUCGCUUCCAUUUUUAAAUUCCAAUUUUUUUCCUUCUUUUUGACACA